AUGGAUCGUAAUCCGGGACGGCAAGGACCCAUGUCCAUGUCUCCGGGUGUGAUGCGAAGACCGGGCGGAAUGUCCAGCAGGGACAUGCAUCAACAGAAUCACUCAUCCUACCAAACACAGCAGAAUCUGGUAUCGGCAACAGCCGGUGGAAUGAUGAACAAUGGUGGUGCCAAUGGACCGCCACCGGCACCACCAUCCUCGGUGGCGUCCUCCUCGAUGAUGCACCAAAUGCACCCGAUGCAGCAGAACCAUCCACAGCAGCUGCAUCAACAGACAGCACAGAUUCAACAUUCGCAGCAUGACGAGCUCAUCCGAUACAUAAAUGAGGCAUGGAAUAGUAUAACUACGGACAAGAGCCAGAAGGCGCCAGUAUUCUACAAGAGCGUACCUGAGCCACGAUUGCCCGGAUUCACACCAUUCGAUCUGGAACGUUGGUGGGGACAGCGGAUGGUACAUCACCUCAACAUCGGUUCCCACGGACACCAGUGAG
Anopheles marshallii is the source of this 490-nucleotide messenger RNA. Its product is annotated as MAPK regulated corepressor interacting protein 2. The transcript has 3 exons. Lineage: Eukaryota; Metazoa; Arthropoda; Insecta; Diptera; Culicidae. The record is from RefSeq and is a predicted model, not a curated record. Bases 1 to 489 code for a protein of 162 amino acids.